This is a messenger RNA of Paramacrobiotus metropolitanus, 1175 nucleotides long. RefSeq lists its product as uncharacterized. The record is from RefSeq and is a predicted model, not a curated record. NCBI's taxonomy places the organism in Eukaryota, Metazoa, Tardigrada, Eutardigrada, Parachela, Macrobiotidae. The coding region runs from base 80 to 832 and encodes 250 amino acids. The transcript has 2 exons.
AAGCGCAGCAGCGGGUAUUCACUUUUCACAACGGUCGCGCUUUUGUUGAGCUUAGCAAGUUGUUACUGCACGGUUGACCAUGAUGUUAGUCGCCAGUUUGAUUGCCGCCCUUCUCGCGUACCCUCAUCUAGUCCAAGGUCAACCCGGAAGCAACGGUUACGUGUACGGGAAUGGAGCGGCUUCCGGUGUGGGAAACGCGCAGGUGAAUAGUCAGAGCCAGUCGACGUGGAGCAACGGUCUUCCUUCAACGUACAGCCAGUCGAUGAACAACGCCGGUGGCAGCGGCAUUUCCAUCAGUGGCCAAGCCAACAGCGGCGUCAACGUGGAUCCGCAGCAGCAGGACACCAGCAACCAGGUGGUCAGCGGCAACAGCAACGCCAACUCCAACGGCAACGCCGCCACCGGCUCACUCAACAACCUCGACCACAGCAACUCCGACAAUUCCAACGGACUGACCGUCAACGGCAACUCGCAAAUCACUGGCAACGGCACCGGCGUCAGCAUCAGCAACAAUGUUAAUUCCAAUGUCAACAAGUACCCGAUAACGACGACCACACCCAUGACGUGUGACGUAAUUCCGCCUUGUCCGCCUGGGUGUUUUUCUUCGGGUUGCUUAUGUGCCUGCCCGCUUGAUACUGCGGCAUCGAAUAGUGCACCGAGUGCGAGUAGUGGACCGAAACUGGCUUCAGUGAAGAGCAGAGCGUCCUCUGUUCAGCGAGCACGUGAGCGGAACAUACCGAGAAAUUCGCUUCAGCGAUCACGGGGACAGCAGAAAUCGCAAUCUGUUGUGUUGCUAUCCGCUUUACCGGCGAAUCUGAGAAGACGAGUUUAGGGGUAUUCGGUACUUGUAUUUUCCAAACUGUGAUUUGUGGCACAUCCCAAAUUUCCACACCUUUCCAGCGAUAUUCCAGUCUUAAUUUCGGAUUUCCUGGCAACGUUAUUCUCCGACGAAAACCUUGUAGAGCUUUCAUCCGCCGGCAAGUUGUUCUGUAUCUCACGGUCUUAAUUUUAAACCGGAAUCGUUUUGAAUUUAAAUGUCGGAAAUAGCAGAAUGGAAAGCCUAAUUGUCGGAAAAUAGCAGUAGCAGUUUUGUUGGUUUUCAUCAAUGUGUAUAAUUAUAAAAUUAAAAUUUUUAGUGUCGACUGUCAAUAAGCGCAGGGCCCUUUGUUAUGUUG